GCUUUCUCCCUACUUUCCACUGUUGAAAUUCUUUAUCAUGAUGACUUAUUGGUUGGUUACGUUUAUCCUUCAAUGCAUGAUAAUCUCAUCCCAAUUCUACUUCUUGUUCAAGUGUUUCUAUCAAUAAACUGAAUUGAAUUCUAAUCGUUUACCUCUACGUUUAUUACAUUUACCUCGUUCUACUCCACUAGCUGGAACUGCUGGUCUUGUUGAUGCUUUUGUUAGUUUGGAAGCAAGAGUAUUAGCUCGUGGUUUUAUGACUGUUUUCGAAGAGAUUGGUGGAAUGGGUGUAUGGCAAAGGUAUUGGUGUCAGCUACGAGCUGAUUAUCUACAUUUUUGGCGAUAUCCAGAAGAUGAACAACGAGCACAUUCUAACAAUGCAGUUAAUAACAAACAUUUACAUCCACCAUUGGGUAGAAUCGAUUUACGGCAUAUUGUUACACCUGGUGCUGUUAUAUCACCUCGUUCUAUUUGUGCUCGUGCAAAUACAAUUUAUAUGCGAUCUCUUCGUGAAAUUGAUCCCAAUUGUUUAUCAGCUUCUAUCAAUAAUAAUAAUAAUACUAAUAGUAAUAGCACUACAUCUGGGAUUGUUAAUAAAAAGAGGAGUUCAAAUGAAAGUCUGAUAUUCCGUGCUUCUACUGAUUAUAGAUGGUUGGAACAAAAACAUUUACUUUGUGCUGAUACAUCACAAGAACGUGAUGCUUGGAUUACAUGGUUAAAUGGUUGUAUAGAAUCUUUGAAAGAUUGGAUGCCAGGACAUUUCAAUUGUUUAUCUCGUUAUGAUGCUCAAUUAGAAUUUAAUCAACCAGUAUCAUCUCAACUGGGUGCUUUGUUAAUUCACGGUUUACCAUCACAAUCAUCAUCAUCAUCAUCGUCAUCUUCACCGGUAUUAACCAAAUAAACAUUGUGUGACAAUAAUACAUAAAUUUAAAAGUGUUAUCGCCACAUGUGCUAUUUUUCUCUCUUUUUUUUUCUCUUCAUUAAUCUAUUGUGUUGUACACGCAAAGCGGAUUGUUUCAAUACAUCAUUUUUAUUCUCUAAAUUUAAUUAAAAAAAAGAGUUCCUAAUAUACUUAAUGUACUCUCUCUUUUAUUUCAAGUACAUACCCCAUUUUAAAUUGAUUUCUCUUUGUAUAUACAUACAUAUAUAUAUAUAAAUCUGUCUAUUCGUUGCUUCUCUUCCUGAUUUACAUUGUCAACAGUAAUGAAAGUAGUUUGAUUGAACUAUUGUUUAGAAGAUAGUUUUCUUCUUCUUCUCUCUGUUCAUUAUUAGUGCUUCAUUUCAUCUUGCCUAUUUUCUAUUUCUACACAUAACAUUUGUCUAUAUAACAUUCAUUUCUCUAACAUUUAUAUGUUGUGUCUUGUUUUUAUUGACAAAUAUAUACAAUAAUAUAGUA
Schistosoma curassoni is the source of this 1396-nucleotide messenger RNA. Lineage: Eukaryota; Metazoa; Platyhelminthes; Trematoda; Strigeidida; Schistosomatidae. The record is from the annotation of a GenBank genome assembly.